Molecule: messenger RNA, 1851 nt
Organism: Nicotiana tabacum (common tobacco)
Lineage: Eukaryota; Viridiplantae; Streptophyta; Magnoliopsida; Solanales; Solanaceae
Source: RefSeq, a predicted model, not a curated record
AUGAAGGACCUAUUGGAUGAACUGGAUGUCAUAGCCCAUUUGGCUUCAUGUGACUGCGAGGAGUCUAGGCCUUCAGUGGAACUUCUGAAAAACAUUUGUUUAUUACAGUUUCUCAUGGGAUUGAACGAGAGAUAUGGUAACAUUCAAAGUAAUGUCUUGGCAAAAAGGCCUGUAAUUACAGUGAAUGAUGCCUAUGCAAUAGUUACACAAGAAGAAAGUCAAAGAACUCUAGGAGUCACAGAUACAUUGAAAGAUCCUCUUACAAUGCUGGCCGGUAAAGGUUAUGAGUAUAAGCCUAAAAGGAUAGGAUUAAUCUGUGAUCACUGUGGUUACAAAGGCCAACUAAAGGAAAACUGCUACAAGAUAGUGGGAUAUCCACCAGAUUUCAAAAGCAAGAAGAAAGAGCAAAACUCAAGAGGCAAAACUUAUGUGAACAGUGCAACUAGUGAAGAGAAGCAAGUGCCAAUGCUCCCCACACAAGGAAAUUUCUUCACUGAGAAGCAAUACAAACAACUGGUAAAUUUAUUGCAGAAGACUACCACAGAUGAGUGUUCCACUAAUACUGCAGGUAUCUUUACUUUAAUGUCAAAUGCAGGUGUUAGUGAUCAAGUUUGGAUAGUGGAUUCAGGUGUUACUCACCAUGUGACACAUUGUAAGAAUUCCUUAAAUAACCUUAGAAAAGCAUAUCAUAGAGCAGAUGGAGUACAGUUGCCUACAGGCAGUAGAACAGAAAUUAAACAUACAAGAGAUGUAGUAGUUUUAGGGAAUAAAACUAUUGAGGGAGGUCUCUACAAUGACAAGGUGAUGGGGAAUGGUAGAGAAAAUAAUGGGUUGUACCUAAUAACAGAAAAUUUUCCAACAGCAGUAAUCAGUUUCUUGAAGGAACAUGGAGAAACAACACUAUGGCAUCUGAGGCUUGGUCAUGCAUCAACCAAGGCAAUGCAGCAUAUUUCAGAACUGAAGAAUAAGAAACAGACAGGAAGAGAAAACAACUGUGAAGAGCAGAGCUUUCCUUUUGAGAAAGAUGCUGAUUCAGAUUGUACAGAGGAUUUAUUUGCUUCACAACCUCCAGUUGUGGAAGAAACUAAACAUCAACCACAAGCUCCUAUAAUUACAACUCCACCUCAGAACAUACAAGUGCCAGCUAAUGCAAAUGGCACAAUAGAGGUGGAGACUAAUGAUAUGGACUUGGUCACAGACCAUGCAGAAUGUAGUGAUAAUCAUGAAACUUCAGAUAAUCUGGAUUCAGCCACAGUUCAUGCAGAGUCUGAUAUGCACCAUGAGAUCCCAGCAGAUGCUUCAGCAAACGAGAAUCCCUUUCCUAUCAUCUUGGAACCAGAAGUUGAGACAAGCAUAGAAGAAGCAGGAUCAGAAGAUGUACACUCACAUCCACCAUCUAUAGAGGGACAGCCUAGGAAAUCUAAUCGACAAGAAAAGGGAAGACCUCCUGUAUGGCUUAAGGACUACAUCACUAAGGCCAAGACACAUAUAAAUACUGCACACUCUAUAUCUAAUGUCCUCUCAUAUGAUCAUAUAUCUCCUACCUACCAGUCAUUCCUCAAUGUUUUUUCAGUUUUAACUGAGCCACAAUCCUUCAAGGAAGCUGCACAUGAUCCAAGGUGGAUACAAGCCAUGGAUCAAGAAAUUAGGGCACUUGAAGAAAACCAUACCUGGGAAGUGGUUGAUUUACCAGAAGGAAAGAAACCUAUUGGUUCUAAAUGGAUGUUUAGGAUCAAGUAUAAGUCAUAUGGUGAGAUUGAUAAGUUUAAGGCACGAUUGGUAGAUAAAGGAUACACACAACAAGAAGGGUUAGAUAUCAUGAGACUUUUUCACCAAUUGCCAAAAUGGUAA